UAUCUGAGUUCUGAACCCAAAAUAACUACACCUAGUGCAUUGUAUACUCUGGCAAACUAAGAGAGAUCCAGUUAGCAACACAAAAAAUGGCUUCUGUUUCAAUGGCUAUGCCAAUUAUGUCUGCCACCCAAAACAGAACAAACCAGUCAAGUUCAUUGUUGAAGUCUAUAAUCCCAGUUGGGCAACCAAACAAGGCUGUGUUUGUGAAGCCAAAGUCGUCCACAGACAUGCUCAAAGUGCAGGCCUCUUUGAAAGAGAAGGCAGUCACAGGCCUCACAGCAGCUGCAUUGACAGCUUCCAUGGUGAUACCUGAGGUGGCUGAGGCGGCCGGGGCCGGCGUUACCCCAUCUCUCAACAACUUUUUGCUUAGCAUUGCAGCUGGAGGAGUUGUGCUUGUAGCAAUUCUUGGAGCUGUUAUUGGUGUCUCCAACUUUGAUCCAGUUAAGAGAGUUUAAAAGAAGAGGUUGAAUUCUUAACUGAAUUUUCUGCCUUUUCUCUUCUUCAUGUUGUACCUUCUUGUUUAAGCUUAUGUAAUUAGUAUUGUGCUCAGACUCUAUUAACUCAUAUAUGUAUUGCGCAACUCUGUUUCCAAUAAAGUGAAA
Rosa chinensis is the source of this 602-nucleotide messenger RNA. RefSeq lists its product as uncharacterized. Lineage: Eukaryota; Viridiplantae; Streptophyta; Magnoliopsida; Rosales; Rosaceae. Gene Ontology annotation, biological process: photosynthesis. The record is from RefSeq and is a predicted model, not a curated record. The transcript has a single exon. The coding region runs from base 87 to 455 and encodes 122 amino acids. Gene Ontology annotation, cellular component: membrane; photosystem II.